AUGGGGCUCUCCAACGCAGCCAUCAUUGUCAUCGUCCUCGUCGCCUGUCUCGCAACAACUGCACUGGGAGCAUCGCUCUUUAAGCACUACAACCCCGCUGAAGGAGAGACCCCGUUCAGUCCUGGCUACGAGCAGAAGGUCUACAUGGCUGAAGUGCGAGCUCGAGGGUUUGACAGUCUGAGGCAGCUCUCCUGGGGUGGAAGAGAUCUGGAGUCUCGUUAUCCUCCAGCGGGGCCGGGCUACUAUCGCCCCCCCACUUACACCGAAGACACCAACACCAACACUUACACGAAAGACACAGGGAGCAGCUCCUAA
Penicillium hordei is the source of this 315-nucleotide messenger RNA. RefSeq lists its product as uncharacterized. The record is from RefSeq and is a predicted model, not a curated record. The transcript is spliced from 2 exons. NCBI's taxonomy places the organism in Eukaryota, Fungi, Ascomycota, Eurotiomycetes, Eurotiales, Aspergillaceae. Bases 1 to 315 code for a protein of 104 amino acids.